UGGCUGGAUGUUGUUACAGUGAAGCUCCCUCAUUUUGUGUUUGUUUUAUUUUCUGUUUUCUUUUAUUUGUAACAUUUAAUUGGCGCCUGAUUUUCUUAACAAUAUCUCCGUUGGGGUAGCGCAUGAAUUUUCAGGACUUAUCUUUGCAAGGGAUUUAUUUAAAAAAACAAAUCGUCUUUAUUUCUAAUUAUUACAGAUGUUAGAAAUGAGUGUUCUUAAGAACAAAAGUUUGUUUCUGUUUUGAUAUCGUAGUUCGACGUUUCCUUUUUCCCCCCCUGUUAAUCCGGAAAUCCAAUUGCCCGAGGGCCAGUCUGGAGGGUCUCUGUUUUUGUUUGAAGCCUCUCGGUGUUUGGCAGGAGCUGGUGACAGAUUGUGCCAGCUGAUUGCUGCCAACUUCCCGGCGACUUCUUGGAGCAGAUAGGAUGAUGGAUAUUGUCGUGGUGUAAAAGAAGUCGCGUGCUAAAGUGUCAUUUUUUUGUUUGCGACUGAGGGCCUCGGAGAAUUUUGGAUCCAGAGCACCCGGUUUGGUGCAGGUACAAUGGCAAAACAUGUUGCAAUAAUUAACACAAGUGGAGAACUGAAAGAAUAUACAGACCAGAACCUUUUUCCUAUAAAGGAUAGUAUAUCCAUGGUCGCAGCAUCCGUUUCCAACAUCGUCUCUCAAACCAAGAUCUUACCCAAAACCUUAGGCCUAGCAAACGUGAAUGUUGCACCCCAAAUGAUCAUAAGCACACCACAGCGACUGAGCAACACUGGAAGUGUUCUGAUUGGAAGUCCUUACACCCCCACACCAACUAUGGUUACCCAGAGUCACAUAACAGACCCUUCUGGAUGGGUUGCAGGGAGCAGAAAACGUACUCAUGAAUUUAUUGAAUCUGAUUUUUCAGACAAUAAAAGAAGCAAGAAAGGGGAAAAGAAUGGGAAGGGCCUAAGGCACUUUUCAAUGAAAGUGUGUGAGAAGGUGCAGCGGAAAGGAACGACUUCUUACAAUGAGGUGGCUGAUGAGUUGGUGGCUGAGUUCAGCAAUUCCAAUAACCAUAUGUCGUCAGAUUCUCAGGCAUAUGAUCAGAAGAAUAUACGACGCCGUGUUUAUGAUGCACUAAAUGUGCUGAUGGCUAUGAACAUAAUUUCGAAGGAGAAGAAAGAAAUCCGAUGGAUUGGGCUUCCCACAAAUUCUGCUCAGGAAUUCCAGAAUCUUGAGGUGGAGAAACAGAGACGAAUAGAACGAAUCAAGCAAAAGAGGGCCCAACUAGAAGAAUUGAUUCUGCAGCAAAUAGCAUUCAAAAAUCUGGUACAGAGGAACCGACAAUUGGAACAACAGACACAGAGUCCCCCUGCACCAAACUCUACUAUUCAAUUGCCUUUCAUCAUAGUCAACACCAGCAAAAGGACUGUCAUCGACUGCAGCAUCUCCAGUGAUAAGUUCGAAUAUCUCUUCAACUUUGACAACACCUUUGAGAUUCAUGAUGAUAUUGAAGUUUUGAAACGUAUGGGAAUGUCCUUUGGCUUGGAAUCCGGCAAAUGUACUCCAGAAAACCUAAAAACUGCAAACUCAUUGGUGCCAAAAGUAUUGCAGCCCUAUGUUGCAGAAAUGGCGGAAGGAUCAUCUUGGGCAAACAGUGAAGUGCCUUCAGAUCUAAUGCAGACUGCCUCUGCUUUAUCAACAACUGGAUCUAUUUCACAGUCAAGUAUAAACCCUGGGUUUUCAUUGGAUGUAGAAGUUGCCUUAGCAACAGGACAGUUUCUUGCUCCAGAGAGUCACCACUCAAGCAGUGUUGCAUCGCACCUUGAAUCACGAGGUGAAACACCAUGCUCAUUUAAUGAUGAUGACGAAGACGAUGAUGACGACGAAGACGACUGCUCUUCACUUGUUGAAGGAGAGUAAGGAGAGUGCUGACAUACUUCUCAAGCUGCUCGUGUGUGUUCGUAAUGAAGCUGUACUGUACUGUGUUUCACCAUCCGCUCUUGUCAACUUUGUGACUGACCCUCGCAGACUGUAAGCUGAGGGAGAGAACAAUAAACACCAAUUCUGUGUGAAUGUACGGAAUCCUGUGAUGCAGCCUCUGGUUUGUUGCUACACGUUAUCACAUCCAGUUUAAAAAAUGAUCCAAAGCUGAUUGGCUGGCACAGUUUUAAUAGCUGCUACCUUAUUUUGUUCUGGUUUGUUUUAACUUUCAAUCUUGCCCUUCACCGCUUCUACCUUUUAGGAAAGCUGUGAAGUAAGCAACCUGGUUAUUUCAGUGUUGGUGUUAUAAAUGUAUCUUGUGCUUGUGUAGCUGAUGUUUGGAUUUGGUGUUGAGGUGAAACAAAUUGCUGUAGUUAUUUUCCAAUUUUUACAUGCUGGGGGUAGUGGCGUGAUUGGAACCCAUGGAGUUUUUGAGUUCCUGGCAGGGAAGUACUUGGAACAAGUAACAUAAGCUUCCUCUCGACACUAGCGUGUUUGCCCAGUUCUAAAGCAAGGGACUCUAAUGUUGAUCGAAGCUAAUGUAUGACAUCUAUCUGGAAGGACCUUUUCUUUCCAAAAGAAUAUAAUUUUAAUUUUGUAGUCUUAAAUUCACUUUGUGAAUGAUUGUUUUGAGUGUUUAGCAACAAAUCAAAUAGCAUUCCUUAUCAAUGACGAUGUCCAGAAAGUGAGGAGAACAAGUCCAAGGUGUUGAUCAAACACAGCAACAAUGAUCAGCGACAAAAUGUAACACUUCUGCUCCUCCAGUGGCCGUGCUGAUUUAUCUGAUGAGUAGUUUGUCUGUACUGGUUAGAAAGGUGCCAAGUUCAGUCCCUAGAAUUAGCUAAUCUUCAGAUCACUGCAGUUGAUCUCCUGUCUGAAUUGGAAAGAGGAUUGGUCAGACUUCCCUGUCCUGAUCACUAUCCAGCAAUUUCCAUUCAAAUCUACCUGUUUGGAGAUCGGGCGAGAUUAGAAUCAGCGCAGAAGACGUGUAGUCAAAUAAUUUACCAACUUUCAGUUGUAGAGGGUCGCCAGUGAAUUAUGAUCCCUGUAUGAAGGAACCAGGGGAUGACUGGGUUCCAGAUAGCAGUAGCCGAACAAGGAAACGUUUUCAGGCAGAGGAGAAAGGAUAACAAAUAGUAUAAGAAAUCACCUCAUUACUUACUUCCAGCUUUUGUACAUUGUCUUUUUAAAAAUUAUAUGAUGGCAAAAGCGAUCAUCUUUCUCAGAUAUAAUUUUUACUCUUUUGGUUAACCUCUAACUUUCUCUCAUAGAAGAAUAAUAUCGGAUAAAAUACGGGUUCUGUCUGGUGCACCAGAUAGAACAGUUACUGAAAUACGGUAAUUUAUGGCCUUGCGUUCACACACCAACCUCUCCUUUCAGAGUCUGUCACCUGCAGAUGUAAACCUUUAUGAACUCAUUGAGGGUGAAAUUGAUUAUGGACAGUUGUGCAAAACAGGUGUCAGCGUAUCAGCAGCCUUCUUCAGGUCCCAUGCCUUUUACUCUUCCACUGACUUCACAUAACGUAAGGGCUGUGGUGGGCUGCAGUUUGUUAUUGUCUGUUUAGUACCAAUAUCCAGGACCAAUUUCAAACCAAUUGUGUUUUUUUUGUAAAUAAUUAGCCAUGUUCUUAAUUUUUCAUUCAAGUUUUAUAUCCACUUUGUAGAAAUAUGUUCACUGUGUAUAUAUAUAUUAUAUAAAUAUAUAUAUAUAUAUAUAUAUAUCUAUAUUAAGAAAUAAAUUUGUUUUGCUGCAAGUGACAUGUUAAGGUAUACCUUUUGGUAUGGUUUAAAACAAGGACAUCAUUGUUGACUGUGCUGAUGAACAUACCUGCAUGGCCUCUGGUGAUGGUGCAGCUACCUGCUUCCUGAUUUAUCAGGACAGAAUAUUUCCACAAUAAACUAAAAAAAUUUGUAUUGUAGAACAUGGAA
Pristis pectinata (smalltooth sawfish) is the source of this 3873-nucleotide messenger RNA. RefSeq names its product transcription factor Dp-2-like. The coding region runs from base 539 to 1885 and encodes 448 amino acids. Lineage: Eukaryota; Metazoa; Chordata; Chondrichthyes; Rhinopristiformes; Pristidae. Gene Ontology annotation, cellular component: nucleus; transcription regulator complex. Gene Ontology annotation, molecular function: DNA-binding transcription factor activity, RNA polymerase II-specific; RNA polymerase II transcription regulatory region sequence-specific DNA binding. Gene Ontology annotation, biological process: regulation of cell cycle; regulation of transcription by RNA polymerase II. The record is from RefSeq and is a predicted model, not a curated record. The transcript is spliced from 13 exons.